AUUUCAAGGUUCAGCAAGGGCAAAAUGGUCAUCAAGGGCAUGACAUAAUUAUAUAGGAUAUCUUAUCUACCAUGUCUUGACAGUUUCUGCCAAUACAAUUCUAAAGGCUCAGCUGAUUUUCCAAAGCUAUCACCACUCGUCAUGGAUGCAGAAGAAGUCUUGAGCCUCUUUGAUUCAUGCUGGUUUGGGUAUCAAACAUCGAAGGAACGCUCAAGUUCAUCAACACCGACAAAUUCUCAUGAAAAUUCAGAUCAUCAAAUAAAAGAAGAACCAUCAGAACCAAUGCUUUUGCGCUUCCAAAGCACUCACAACAGGUCCAUGAGCGACCAGUUGAGUUCCAUGACAUGUUUCAACGAUGAUUCUCUUUCCCCAGACUCAGUUUUUUCGCCAAAGCUUCAAACCAUUCUCUCGGGAAAAGAUGUCACAGACUCAGAAGUACAGGUGCGGCAUGAAGUGUUGCCUAAGAAGAGGGAAAGGAAGAAGAAAAGGCAAAGCAAGAGUUUGUCAGACCUUGAAUUUGAGGAGUUAAAAGGGUUCAUGGAUCUGGGGUUUGUUUUCUCAGAGGAAGAUAAGGACUCUAGUUUGGCUUCAAUCCUUCCUGGCUUGCAAAGGUUAGGGAAGAGUGACGAGGAAGAAGAGGAUUGUGAUGGGUCUGCAGUACAAAGACCUUACCUCUCGGAAGCGUGGAAGGUUCAAGAAAAAAGUAAGAAAGAGAACUCUCUCGUGAAUUGGAAAAUUCCUGCUCUGAACAAUGAAAUUGACAUAAAAGAUAGUCUCAGGUGGUGGGCUCAUACUGUUGCUUCCACUGUUAGAUGAUGGAGUUUUGUAAUUCCAGUUUUUCUUGUACUACAUAUUUUGCUUAUAUUUCAGAAAUUUUGUUUAA
This is a messenger RNA of Vigna umbellata (rice bean), 883 nucleotides long. RefSeq lists its product as uncharacterized. The record is from RefSeq and is a predicted model, not a curated record. NCBI's taxonomy places the organism in Eukaryota, Viridiplantae, Streptophyta, Magnoliopsida, Fabales, Fabaceae.